This is a messenger RNA of Penicillium daleae, 444 nucleotides long. RefSeq lists its product as uncharacterized. The transcript is spliced from 2 exons. NCBI's taxonomy places the organism in Eukaryota, Fungi, Ascomycota, Eurotiomycetes, Eurotiales, Aspergillaceae. The record is from RefSeq and is a predicted model, not a curated record. Bases 1 to 444 code for a protein of 147 amino acids.
AUGAUUCCAAAACAUAUUGCGCCAGUCAUUGUCGCUGUGAACUACUCCAUGCGAACAGAGAAUUUCCAGAGCAUUGCCACCCAGCAGGGCCAUCCUGCGCCAUACGGCGAGCAACAACUUCCACAGAUCCAGCUUCCUGGUAGCCAAGACUCCAACUACGGUGCACCUCAACAUGACUGUGGUAACUCGCCCUGUCCCACGCAACAUCAGUACGUGCCAGUAGGGGAGAAUGCCUCGUACUACGGCGCUGUACCCACUCAUGACCAAUGUGGGAACGUUGUUGGCCUUGGCGGUCCGCAAGACGACAAAGGUCUUGGCUCGACAGUCAUCGGUGGUGCUGCUGGUGGUUACGCUGGCCACAAGUUGGGAGCAGGAUUCCUAGGGAGCGCGGUUGGAGCGGUGCUGGGAGCUGUUGGCAUGAACGCGGCAACCCAUCAAGUGUGA